GUGCGGGGAGAAGACAGACGAUAACAAAUAACAGGGACCAUGAGAAGAGGAGGGCUAGGGGAGAUUGAGUGACACUCCCCCAUUCCUCCAUGGGCAAGAAGGGCAAAGUCGGGAAGAGCCGGCGGGACAAGUUCUAUCACUUGGCGAAGGAGACUGGUUACCGUUCCCGCUCUGCUUUCAAGUUGAUCCAGCUGAAUCGCCGCUUUCAGUUUCUGCAGAAAGCUCGAGCCUUGCUGGACCUGUGCGCUGCACCAGGUGGAUGGCUGCAGGUGGCUGCCAAGUUUAUGCCUGUAUCCAGCCUUAUUGUGGGAGUGGAUCUGGUUCCAAUCAAGCCUAUUCCCAAUGUGAUAACACUCCAGGAGGACAUUACAACAGAACGCUGUAGACAGGCCCUGAGGAAGGAGCUGAAGACCUGGAAAGUUGAUGUUGUGCUCAACGACGGGGCCCCCAACGUGGGAGCUAGCUGGGUCCACGAUGCUUAUUCACAAGCCCAUUUGACAUUGAUGGCUCUGCGUUUGGCUUGUGAUUUUCUGGGCCGUGGUGGCUGCUUCAUCACAAAGGUCUUCCGUUCCCGUGACUAUCAGCCCUUAUUGUGGAUCUUCCAGCAGCUGUUCCACCAUGUCCAAGCCACCAAGCCACAAGCCUCUCGCCAUGAAUCUGCAGAGAUCUUCGUGGUCUGCCAGGGAUUCCUGGCUCCUGACAAGGUUGACAGUAAAUUCUUUGAUCCCAAAUUUGCCUUCAAGGAGGUUGAAGUCCAGGCCAAGACUGUUACUGAAUUGGUGACUAAGAAGAAGCCAAAGGCUGAAGGCUAUGCUGAGGGCGACCUUACUCUCUACCACCGAACCACAGUCACUGACUUCCUCCGAGCUGCCAACCCUGUUGACUUCCUCUCCAAAGCCAGCGAAAUCUCGCUUGAUGAUGACGAGUUGGCACGGCAUCCAGCUACCACUGAGGACAUACGGGUGUGCUGUCAGGAUAUCAAAGUGCUGGGGCGCAAGGAGCUUAGGUGCCUCCUGAACUGGAGAACGAAGCUUCGGCGACAUGUGGCCAAGAAGCUGAAAGAACAAGCAAAGGCAAUGGACAUCAGCCUCAGCUCUGGGGAGGAAGAGGAAGAAGGUGAUGAAGAGGAGUCAACAGCUGGGACUGGGCAUCAGCCCUCUAAGGAGGAGGAGGAACAACUGAACCGGACCCUGGCAGAGAUGAAGGCCCAGGAGGUGGCAGAACUGAAGAGGAAGAAAAAGAAGCUGCUCCGUGAGCAGAGAAAACAGCGGGAGCGUGUGGAGCUGAAGAUGGACCUUCCUGGGGUUUCCAUCGCAGACGAGGGGGACACAGGCAUGUUCUCCCUGCGCACCAUCCGGGGUCACCAGUUGUUAGAGGAGGUAACACAAGGGGACAUGAGUGCUGCAGACACGUUUCUGUCUGAUCUGCCAAGAGAUGACAUCUACAUAUCCGAUGCUGAGGAGGAAGAUGCAUCUCUGGAUAGUGACCUGGAUCCAGAGGAGCUGGCAGGAGUCAGAGAACCUCAGAGUCUAAAGGAGCAAAAGUGUGUACGAUUUGCUGAAGCAGAAGAUGAUAAACAGGAAGAGGAAGAAGAGAAUCCACUGCUGGUUCCGUUGGAGGAAAAGGCAGUACUGCAGGAAGAACAAGCCAGCCUGUGGUUCUCAAAGGACGGCUUCAGUGGGAUGGAGGAUGAUGCCGAUGAGGCCCUGGAGAUCAGUCAGGCCCAGCUGUUGUAUGAGAGCCAUCGGAAGGGGCAGCAGCCACCACCACCACCUUCCAGUGUGCAGACUGAGAGGAAACCUCGUCCGUGCCAGGAGGAGACCCUUAAGGAGGCAGAGGCUCCUUCAGAGACAGAGGCUGCCACUGGCCCUGGAGGGGAAGAGAGAGAUGGCAGCUCUGACAGUGACAGCAGUAGCAGUGAGGACGAAGAUAGCUGGAAACCACACCGCAGGAAGAAGCGAAGCCGCGGGCCCAAGUCAGAUGACGAUGAUGGGUUUGAGGUUGUGCCUAUCGAGGACCCGGUGAAACAUCGGAUACUGGACCCUGAAGGCCUUGCUCUAGGUGCUAUUAUUGCUUCUUCCAAAAAAGCCAAGAGGGACCUUAUAGAUAACUCCUUCAGCCGGUACACAUUUAACGAGGAUGAAGGGGAGCUUCCAGAGUGGUUUGUGCAGGAGGAAAAGCAGCACCGCAUACGUCAAUUGCCAAUUGAUAAGAAGGAAGUGGAGUAUUACCGGAAAAGGUGGCGGGAAAUAAAUGCACGUCCCAUCAAAAAAGUGGCUGAAGCUAAGGCCAGAAAGAAACGGAGGAUGCUGAAGAAGCUGGAGCAAACCAAGAGGAAGGCAGAAGCUGUGGUCAACACAGUGGACAUCUCAGAACGGGAGAAAGUGGCACAGCUCCGAAGUCUCUACAAGAAGGCUGGGCUCGGAAAGGAGAAACGCCAAGUCACCUAUGUUGUAGCCAAAAAAGGUGUGGGCCGCAAAGUGCGCCGGCCAGCUGGGGUCAGAGGUCACUUCAAGGUGGUGGACUCGAGGAUGAAGAAGGACCAAAGAGCACAGCAACGGAAGGAGCAAAAGAAGAAGCACAGGCGGAAGUGAGCAGAGCCACCAGGACCUCUGGGAGGACAGUAUGAGGAGGAGUGACUUGGUGCUGCUUACACUCCAGCCUCCUUGGUACAGCCCCACCCUUGUCUACAUGGAGUCAUCAGAAAGAGAGGUGCAGGGUACCUAGAACUCUCCUCCUGGCCAGAAGAAUGGUGCUUCAUUGAAGCACCAUUGAAAUGUGUUGGUGCUGUCCCAGACCCUACAGCCCUUCUGUGAAGAAUGUGAGUUGCUGGAUGAGAAGUCACAGCAUUUUUAAAUCAUGAGGAGGUCAGUACUGUACUCUAUUCCUGGGCAAGUGGGCCUCUCAAGUCUUCCCCCUUUGUUAACUGAAUAAAAUCAGGAUGGACGAUA
Messenger RNA from Camelus dromedarius (Arabian camel), 2951 nucleotides. It is a transcript of the gene FTSJ3, whose product is annotated as FtsJ RNA 2'-O-methyltransferase 3. The record is from RefSeq and is a predicted model, not a curated record. Gene Ontology annotation, biological process: maturation of 5.8S rRNA from tricistronic rRNA transcript (SSU-rRNA, 5.8S rRNA, LSU-rRNA); maturation of LSU-rRNA from tricistronic rRNA transcript (SSU-rRNA, 5.8S rRNA, LSU-rRNA); rRNA methylation. Bases 90 to 2594 code for a protein of 834 amino acids. Gene Ontology annotation, cellular component: nucleolus; nucleus; preribosome, large subunit precursor. The transcript has 21 exons. Lineage: Eukaryota; Metazoa; Chordata; Mammalia; Artiodactyla; Camelidae. Gene Ontology annotation, molecular function: rRNA (uridine-2'-O-ribose)-methyltransferase activity; rRNA (guanine) methyltransferase activity.